Messenger RNA from Ceraceosorus bombacis, 1543 nucleotides. The record is from the annotation of a GenBank genome assembly. Lineage: Eukaryota; Fungi; Basidiomycota; Exobasidiomycetes; Ceraceosorales; Ceraceosoraceae.
AUGUCUGGCUUCAUCUCACCCUGUCCCAGCGUCCGCUCCCACCUCAUCGUCGACCUGAGCACUCCAAAAGUGUUGCAUCUGCGUCUGAACAGACCAAAGCAGCUCAAUGCCAUGACGGAUGUGAGUCAUGUUCCAUCCCUUUCCCCCCCCUUCUUCCCAUUUUGUCAAAACGUGACUCAUAUGAAUCGCCUCUGCUCGCUGGCCUUUUCAAGCCCAGGCGCUAGAAGAGGAUCUCUACUCCAUCUUGGACUGGUACGAAUUUGAGCCUUCUCUCUGGCUAUUGAUCAUCUCCGGCACCGGACGAGCAUUCUGCGCAGGUCAAGAUCUGCUAGAUUGGUCCAAGCGCGCCCCUCUCCCACGCGAGAGCACGUCCGGUGCGAAUGGUGAUCAUCUUGCGCUGCAGCAUGGACAAGAGACGGACAAAUUUGUUGGAAAGAUUAGGGCUGGUGGGUUUGGCGCACUCAGCUCGAGGAGGAGCAACAAGCCCGUCAUUGCUGCGGUGCAUGGCAUAGCUAUGGGCGGAGGUGUCGAGAUACUGGUAAGUCGAGAGUCGAUGUUGCGCCUAAGCAUUGCGAGCUGCGUCUGUCUGCCUCGCAUCUUCAGGUGGUAAAGAGGGCAAGCCUGCUGAUCCAGCACGCUAAACCGCCUCCUUUAUGCAUCGCUGCUUCAAGCUCAACUGCGAUCUCGUAGUCGCUACCUCUGCUUCCAUCUUUGCUUUGCCGGAAGUAAGCAGGGGAGUAGUAGCUGCGCAGGGGGGUAUUCCUCGACUUGCCGCCGUGGCAGGACACGUAAGUCGAGUCCGAAUGAGGGAGAGCCGUGCGCCUUUUUAUACUUUUUCCAUGUCAAAGCUGAAUGCCCCCGCCUUCAACAAUUCGCCCUAUUUCCUGUACACGUGUCCAAUUGUCGGGACUUUUACCAUUCCGAAUCGCUGGCCUUUGAAAACGCAGCACCUCGCAUCCCGACUAUUGCUCACCGGAGAAAAGAUCACGGCAGAACAAGCAUGCUCCACUUAUCGUUUCGUCACGCACCUGCACAUCCUCUCUCCAAGCACCUCGGACGAUCUAGCGCAAUCCCAAGUCCUCUCCAAAGCUCUCGAGCUGGCGAAUCAGGUCAUCAAGAAUAGUCCAGAUGCUGUGCAGCUUACAAAAGCUGGCCUUUUGGAUGCGAGGAAUGCGGCCAGACGCGUAGGGGCGCAGCGGCAUAGGGAUCCGUAUGCAAACGAGGAUGGAGUGGAUGCGCUGCCUAUCGAAUCGUACCAGAGUCUCAGGAGCAGAGCAUUGUAUGCAGGUCAGAAUAUCAACGAAGGUCUUGCCGCUUUUGCCCAAGUGAGUUCGUAGGGCUCAAGUCCACGCUUCGUUGCGAGACCCUCCCCAAAAGGAAGGCCUCGUUUUGCAAGCUACCUUGUUGCUCGCUGAUGAAGCACCGCCCAUCCAUUCAUUUCGGCUCGCUUUGCCAACAGAAACGUCCAGUGCAAUGGGCCGAUCCCCCUGUCAUACCGGACACGACCAGCACUGCCGCUCAUCACCGACUAAGCAAGCUUUGA